Messenger RNA from Culicoides brevitarsis, 1296 nucleotides. RefSeq names its product all trans-polyprenyl-diphosphate synthase PDSS2-like. NCBI's taxonomy places the organism in Eukaryota, Metazoa, Arthropoda, Insecta, Diptera, Ceratopogonidae. Gene Ontology annotation, molecular function: prenyltransferase activity. Gene Ontology annotation, cellular component: transferase complex; mitochondrion. Bases 1 to 1296 code for a protein of 431 amino acids. The transcript has 2 exons. Gene Ontology annotation, biological process: ubiquinone biosynthetic process; isoprenoid biosynthetic process. The record is from RefSeq and is a predicted model, not a curated record.
AUGGCUUUUUUAAGACGUUGUGUGAAAAGUGGGUUAAGAUAUAGAAAGAAUCUCGAGAGCUUUUCUGGGUUAAGUGUCGUUUUGAGUCACAGAAAUUAUUGCGCAGAAAAAUUAGCGUUAAAAUCUGAGCCAAAACACGAUUGGAAUCGUGCUGUGAGUGACGCCGAAAAAAUCGUCGGAUAUCCAACGUCAUUCCUCAGCUUACGUUGUCUAUUGAGCGACGAAAUUGCUAACGUGGCUCUGCAUUUGCGUCAACUUGUCGGAAGUGAUCAUCCGUUAACGAAAACGGCAAAACACUUGGUCUACAAUGGCAAAACUAACAUGCAAGCAUGGGGAUUGAUCGUUUUGCUCGUGUCGAAAGCAGCAGGUUGCAGUCCAAAUAUUCCCGAUAUGGAAAUGGACAAAAGUGCGGGAGUUUUGCAUUCGCAACGUGUCAUCGCCGAAGUCACGGAAAUGAUUCGAACGUCCCAUUUGUUGCAUCAGGGCUUGAUAAAUUUGCAACCUUUGGAGAAUUUCGGAAAUGAUUUGUCCUCUGAAAGUGACACAAUUUUCGGAAACAAAAUCGCCCUUUUAAGCGGAGAUUAUUUACUCGGAAAUGCUUCGGUUGAACUCUCAAAAUUACGAAAUCACGAGUUGAAUGCCUUAAUUUCGUCAACAGGACGCGAUUUAGCUGAAUCUAAUUUCAUUGGCGAUCGUGACGAUCAAAAUAUCCCGUUGCCCUCGGAUCCGAAGAAGAAAUCGCCUGAAUCGCAAGAUGCCACGAGCGAUACAAAUUCCAUGGAUAUCGACAAUUUGAAGCCAAUGUGUUUGAAAGGUGUCAUGGGCAAUCCCGAAAAGGAAUGGGCAGUUCGUAAUAUCUUGAGUGCGGGAGGUUUGCUUGGAAAAGGAUGUCAAGGCGCACUAAUGGUUGCCGGUUUGGACGAAGAUAUGCAAAAACAAGGGUAUCUCUUUGGAAAAAAUCUUGCGUUGGCAUGGCAAGCUUGUAUAGAUUUGGAGCCUUUUAAACAAGAAACAAUUCCCGCGAAGAUGCAAUUUAGUCUUGUAAGUGCCCCGGUUCUUUUUCACUUGGAUCAUGAUCAUAGUUUGUAUGAGGAGAUUAGAAAGGGACACAAAAGUGUCGAUAAUAUCAACUUUGAAUAUGUUCACAGCGAGGUAAGAAAGGGGCCUGGAUUGGAAAUGACUCGGAAUUUAGGAAGAAAAUACUGUGAAGCGGCGAUGAAAGUUUUGAGUAAAUUGGAAAAUACUGAUGCUCGAGUCGCGUUGGAGAAUAUUAUUUUGGCAAUGCAUGACAUGUGA